This is a messenger RNA of Triticum turgidum subsp. durum (durum wheat), 1278 nucleotides long. The record is from the annotation of a GenBank genome assembly. NCBI's taxonomy places the organism in Eukaryota, Viridiplantae, Streptophyta, Magnoliopsida, Poales, Poaceae.
AUGGCCGCGGAGCAGCAACACUCUCCUGCCCUUGCCCUUCCCGGCGGCCGCUACCCCGACGAUCUGCUCAGCCUCGAGCUCCCCUCAGAUCCCGGUCCCACGCCCCAGCGUCCCCAUGAUACACGCGAGGAGGAGGAGGAAGAAGAGGGGGAGCCUCUCGACAUUAGCAUACGUGACUACCUGCUGGGCACUUCAGAGCCACCUGUCAUCCGCUGGGAAGAGUUCGACAUCGAUGAUCCCGAGUACACAAGCGAGGACGACGAGCAUGCACUGGCGACGGACGACGAGGAGACGAAUUGCCCAGGGAAGAACUUCCCCAGGAAAGAAGCAAGGCGAGUGGACGCAGCGUGGAUGGAGGCAUACACCAAAGGGAACAUUGAAUACCAGAGGAUGUGUAAUGAGAUUCUAGCGAGUGGAGAUGAGAAUGCCCUUCUCCCCGCUUGUCCUCUCAAAGUGUUCCCUGAGGCGUCAGGCCUGUGCAUCAGGAGGGAUCACUGCCACCACCGUGAAUACAAAACCCAUGUUACUUCCAGCACUAAAUCAACUCUUGGGUAUCGUGAUCCGGGGAAGAUGAUACAGAUCUUUGGACUGAAAGUAACUUGCUCUGAGCCCUAUCCGGCUAGUGUCUAUGGAGUAGUUGCUAUCCGGGAUGACUUGGAGCCACUACGGAAUCCUGUCUUUAACCGUCCCUGCAGAGACGACGCUCUCGUGAUUGACCAGGAUUCCCUUGCAUUGCCUCUUUGUAGCCCUUGUCGUGGAAUGUACAUAUGGGAGAAGGCAUUACUAGAAGUCGAUCUUUGGGAAAAGUGCGAAGGAGAUGGAUCAUCCGACAAGCGAUUACUUCUUGCGUAUGCUGAGAUUGAGGGGCAGUAUGAUUUAGAUUUGAUGAUAGAUGGGCAGAUAACAGGCGACCGUUGCAGCCUGGUCAUGGACUACCUGUUGCUUGCAGGGAGUGUGGAGGUUGUGAUACAGGUCUUUGCAAAGGUUGAGCACCCUCACCAUCUGCGAUUCGCCGCAUACAUCGGUGGCUUUGCUCGUGAGAUUGUGCUGUUUGAUGGCGAGUUCUCUGGUGACGAGAAGCUGCUCCAGCAUGUCGUCGCGGUGAAGGCCAAGGGGAAACUGGAUGUUUGCUUGGAACUGGAGGAAUCGCUGUUUUGGUGGACUUUUGAGCAAAGAGCUGUUGGAGCUGUUAGGUCUCCUGACGAUUCGGUGUUGAAGUAUGGCCAAUUCGAUGUGAGGGUGCUUUUUGCUCCCAAGGACUUCACUGUGGUUGGCUGA